GCUUUUCCAGCACUCUGUAAAACACACACACACACACACACACAAGCUAACGCACACAUGCCUGACACACUCAGGGCUGACGUGGGCUGAGGUCUGAGCAGGGCUCCUUCUGGAACAGCUGGUCUCCAUCUGUGGCUGCUGCUGCUUCCUGCUGCUGUGAGCACCGCGGCCGCUGAGAGGAACCGGACCAGCCCACAGCGUCCCAUCCAUGCGCCCCGUCCCACUCGCACUCAGACAGGCAGACUGACGAGCUAGUGGAGCCGUGUGCUGAGGCGGCAGCAUGGACAUCCUGACAGCCUGGGCGCUCACCAACCCGGCUGCGGCCCGGCUCCUCUGGGUCCUGCUUCUGGUGCUGGCCACGCUUUUGGUCUGGCUCGUCUUUUUCGGCUGCUACCGCUGGAACCAGAGCUCCUCGCCCUCCCUGGAGAGGUACCUGGCAGUGAUGGUGACGCGGUCCAAGGCCAAGGCUCCGGCUCAGAAAAAGAAAAAGCCCAAAGAGAAGCCUGUGUCUGUGUCGGUGCCGUCAGUGGAGGUGGUGGCGGAGCAGAACGAGGCCUCUGGACCGGAACCGCCGUGUCCGGCAGUGAGGAAGAGGAAGAGACGAGCUCAUAAAAACGGGCUGGAAACCGUGACUGCAGACAGGACACAGAAGACUAUGGAGGAGCUGAAGGACAAGCCGAGGAGGAGGCCUCUGGUCAGAGCUGCAUCAGAGGAGAGCUCCAGCGAUCUGAGUGCACUAAGCUGCUCUCCGUCCCCCGGAGACACGCUGCCUUGGAACCUCCCCAAACACCAUCGCAUCAAGAGAUCCAAGUCGGCCUCUGGAGACGUGCUGGACCCGGCAGAGCGAGCCGUCAUCCGCAUUGCAGAUGAACGGGACCGGGUUCAGAAGAAGACCUUCACCAAAUGGGUCAACAAGCACCUGAUGAAGCACUGGAAGGCAGAGGCCCAGAGGCACAUCACAGACCUCUAUGAAGACCUGAGAGAUGGACACAACCUCAUCUCCCUGCUGGAGGUGCUCUCUGGAGAGACACUGCCGAGGGAGCGUGACCUUGUGAGGAACGUGCGGUUGCCUCGGGAGAAGGGACGAAUGCGUUUCCACAAGCUGCAGAACGUACAGAUCGCCCUGGACUUUCUCAAACACAGACAGGUGAAACUGGUCAACAUCAGGAAUGAUGACAUUGCAGAUGGGAACCCCAAGCUGACCCUGGGUCUGAUCUGGACCAUCAUUCUGCACUUCCAGAUCUCAGACAUUCAGGUGAACGGUCAGUCUGACGACAUGACGGCCAAGGAGAAGCUGCUGCUGUGGUCUCAGAGGAUGGUGGAGGGAUACCAGGGCCUGCGCUGUGACAACUUCACCUCAAGCUGGAGGGACGGGAAGCUCUUCAACGCCAUCAUCCACAAACACAGGCCCGCUCUACUCGACAUGAGCCAAGUGUACCGGCAGAGCAACCAGGAGAACCUGGAGCAGGCCUUCAGCGUGGCAGAGAGAGAACUGGGCGUCACCAGGCUGCUGGACCCUGAAGAUGUGGAUGUGGCUCAUCCAGAUGAGAAGUCCAUCAUCACAUACGUGUCCUCUCUGUAUGAUGUCAUGCCCAGGGUCCCAGAUGUUCAGGAUGGGGUCAAAGCCAAUGAGCUGGAGCUGCGUUGGCAGGAGUAUUACGAGCUGGUCACCAUGUUGCUGCAGUGGAUCAGACACCACAUCCUCGUCUUUGAGGAAAGGAAGUUUCCCACCAGCUACGAGGAGAUCGAGGUUCUGUGGCGUCAGUUUCUGAAGUUCAAAGAAACGGAGCUUCCUGCAAAGGAGGCAGACAAGAACCGCUCCAAACACAUCUUCAAGUCAUUUGAGGGUGCGGUCCAGACAGGCCUGGUUAAAGUGCCUCCAGGAUAUCACCCCAUCGACGUGGAGAAGGAAUGGGGCCGUCUGCACGUUGCCAUACUGGAGAGAGAGCGUCUCCUCAGGACGGAGUUUGAGAGGCUGGAACGACUUCAGAGGGUCGUCAGCAAGGUCCAGAUGGAGUCAGGGGUCUGUGAGGAGCAGCUCAACCAGGUGGAAACCCUGCUGCAGACGGACGUGAGGAGUCUGAGCUCCGGGAAGCCGGCUCAGCACACGGCCGAGAUGGAGGCCGAUCUGGAAAAAGCAGAAGGAAUGAUCCGCUUCCUCUUUAAUGACGUCCAGCUGCUUAAAGAUGGACGCCACCUUCAAGCUGAACAGAUGUAUCGCAGAGUUUAUCGUCUCCACGAGAGGCUGGUGAACCUUCGCAGCGAGUACAACCUGCGCCUCAAGUCCGGCGUGACCGCCACGCAGAUCCCCAUGACUCAGAUCCACACGGUGCAGGUGCUGCAGCAGGCUCCCGUGAGGGUGCGGCCUGAGCUGGAUGAAGUCACCCUGCGCUACAUCCAGGACCUGCUGGGCUGGGUGGAGGAGAACCAGCGCCGGGUCGAUGAUGGGGAGUGGGGCUCGGACCUGCCAGCCGUGGAGUCACAGCUGGGCAGCCACCGGGGCCUGCACCAGUCUGUGGAGGAGUUCCGCUCCAAGAUCGAGAGGGCGAAGGCAGACGAGAGUCAGAUCUCACCUGCCAGUAAAGCUGCCUACCGUGAUUAUCUGGCAAAACUAGAGCUGCAGUAUGACAAGCUCCUGCAUGACUCUAAGGCUCGUCUGCGCUACCUGGUCCAACUUCACACCUUCGUCACUGCAGCCACCAAAGAGCUGAUGUGGCUGAAUGAGAAAGAGGAAGAGGAGGUGAACUACGACUGGAGCGAUCGCAACACCAACAUGACGGCCAAGAAAGACAACUACUCGGGUCUGAUGAGAGAGUUGGAGCUUAGGGAGAAGAAGGUCAACGGUGUCCAGACAACAGGAGACAAACUGCUGAGAGACGGACACCCUGGUAGAAAAACGAUUGAGGCCUUUACUGCAGCUUUGCAGACUCAGUGGAGUUGGAUCCUCCAGCUGUGCUGCUGCAUUGAAACACACCUGAAAGAAAACACUGCCCACUUCCAGUUUUUCUCUGAUGUGAAAGAAGCAGAGGAGAGGAUCAAAAAGAUGCAAGACACAAUGAAGAGGAAGUACACGUGUGACCGCUCCAUCACAGUCACGCGACUGGAAGACCUGGUGCAGGAUGCAGCUGAUGAGAGGGAGCAACUGAACGAGAUAAAAACUCACCUAGAAGGCCUGAAGCGAAGGGCCAAGACCAUCGUCCAGCUGAAGCCACGCAACCCUGCUACACCCAUCAAGAGCAAACUGCCCAUUCAGGCUGUUUGUGACUUUAAACAAAUGGAGAUCACAGUUCACAGAGGGGAUGAAUGUGCUCUGCUGAACAACUCGCAGCCUUAUAAGUGGAGGGUGCUGAAUGACAAAGGCAGCGAGGCGUCUGUGCCUUCCAUCUGCUUCCUGGUUCCUCCCACCAACAAAGAUGCAGUGAACAGCGUCGCUGGGCUGGACGGGAACCUCCAGCGACUGGAGACCAUGUGGCAGACCAUGUUUGUGGACCUGAAGAGUCUUCUGUCCUGGCAGUACCUGAUGAGAGACAUCCACAUGAUAAAGACCUGGAACAUCACCAUGUUUAAAACCCUGAGGGUGGAGGAGUACAGGCUGGCACUGAGGAACCUGGAGCAGCACUACCAGGACUUUCUGAGAGACAGUCAAGACUCCCAGAUGUUUGGGGCUGAAGAUCGAAUGCAGGUGGAAUCAAACUACAACAGAGCAAACCAGCACUACAACACAAUGGUCAGCUCUGCAGAACAAGGUGACUGUCGGGUUCACGUUACAGGCCAUGUGCCGCCCAGAGCAGGAGAGCAAGAUGAGUCUGUGUGCAAGACAUACCUGACCAAGAUAAAAGAUCUUCGUCUGAAGCUGGAUGGUUGCGAGAGCCGGACGGUGACGCGUCUUCGUCAGCCGGUGGACAAAGAGCCGCUGAAAGCCUGCGCUCAGAAAACAGCAGAGCAAAUGAAAGUCCAGUCAGAGCUGGAGGGCUUGAAAAAAGACUUGAACUCCAUCACAGAGAAGACGGAGGAGAUUCUGGCCUCGCCUCAACAGUCCAGCUCGGCCCCGAUGCUGCGCUCUGAGCUGGACGUCACGCUGAAGAAGAUGGACCACGUCUACGGCCUCUCGUCUGUCUACCUGGACAAGCUCAAGACCAUUGACAUUGUGAUCAGAAACACUAAGGAUGCAGAGGACACCGUGAAGAGCUACGAGAGCCGCCUUCGCGACGUCAGUAAAGUGCCGGCAGAGGAGAAGGAGGUGGAGGCUCAUCGCAGUCAGCUCAAGGCGAUGCGCGCCGAGGCAGAGGCCGACCAGGCGACCUUCGACCGCCUGCAGGACGAGCUCAAGGCGGCGACGUCCGUCAGCGACAAGAUGACGAGGCUGCACAGCGAGCGCGACGCCGAGCUGGAGCACUACCGGCAGCUGGCCGGCAGCCUCCUGGAGCGCUGGCAGGCCGUGUUCGCUCAGAUCGACCUGAGGCAGCGGGAGCUCAGCCUCCUCGGGCGCCACAUGAACUCCUACAAACAAAGCUACGAGUGGCUCAUCCAGUGGCUCCGAGAAGCCCGACUGAGACAGGAGAAGAUCGAAGCAGCGCCGGUCUGGGACAGCAAGGCUCUAAAGGAGCAGCUGACUCAGGAGAAGAAACUGCUGGAGGAGAUCGAGAAAAACAAGGACCAGAUUGAAAACUGCCAGAAAGACGCAAAAGCUUACAUCGAUUCAUUGAAGGAUUACGAGUUCCAGAUCUUGGCCUAUCGAGCCCUCCAGGAUCCCAUAGCAUCGCCUCUGAAGAAACCAAAAAUGGAGAGUGCAUCUGACAACAUUAUUCAAGAGUAUGUGACUCUGAGAACUCGCUACAGUGAGCUGUCGACUCUCACCAGCCAGUACAUCAAGUUCAUCCUGGAGACACAGCGUCGCCUGGAGGAUGAUGAGAAAGCUUCAGAAAAACUCAAAGAAGACGAGAAGAAAAGGAUGGCAGAGAUACAGGCACAGCUAGAGACGCAGAAACAGUUGGCCGAGGGUCACGCUAAAUCUGUGGCCAAAGCAGAACUGGAAGCUCAGGAGCUGAAGCUGAAAAUGAAGGAAGACGCCAGCCAGAGGCAAGGUCUGGCAGUGGACGCCGAGAAGCAGAAGCAAAACAUUCAACUGGAGCUGACUCAACUGAAGAAUCUGUCAGAACAAGAGAUAAGGUCCAAAAAUCAGCAGCUGGAGGAGGCACAAGUCAGUCGUAGGAAACUCGAGGAGGAAAUCCACUUGAUUAGAAUCCAGUUACAGACGACAAUAAAACAGAAGAGCACGGCUGACGACGAGCUACAGAAGCUCCGUGACCAGGCGGCAGAAGCAGAGAAGGUCCGGAAAGCUGCUCAGGAGGAGGCGGAAAGGCUUCGCAAGCAGGUGAAUGAGGAGACUCAAAAAAAGAAAAAUGCAGAAGAUGAGCUGAAGCGUAAAUCAGAAGCAGAAAAAGAGGCUGCGAGGCAGAAGCAGAAAGCUCUGGAUGAGCUGCAGAAGCAUAAAAUGCAAGCGGAGGAGGCAGAGAGGCGGCUGAAACAAGCCGAGGAGGAGAAAGUGAGGCAGAUCAAGGUGGUGGAGGAGGUGGCCCAGAAGACUGCUGCAACACAACUGCAGGCCAUGUCAUUCAGUGAAAAGACGACUAAACUUGAGGAAUCGCUGAAGAAGGAGCAGGGAACCGUCCUACAGUUGCAGGAGGAAGCUGAAAAACUGAGGAAACAAGAGGAGGAGGCUAACAAAGCCAGGGAGCAGGCAGAGAAAGAGCUGGAAACAUGGCGCCUGAAGGCCAACGAGGCCCUCCGCUUGAGGCUGCGGGCUGAGGAGGAGGCCCAGAGGAAAAGCCUGGCUCAGGAGGAGGCAGAGAAGCAGAAGACGGAGGCAGAGCGCGAUGCCAAGAAAAAGGCCAAGGCUGAAGAAGCUGCGCUGAAGCAGAAGGAGAACGCAGAGAAGGAGCUGGAAAAGCAGAGGACCUUCGCUGAGCAAAUAGCUCAGCAAAAGUUGUCUGCAGAACAGGAGUACAUACGCUUAAAGGCAGACUUCGAGCAUGCGGAGCAGCAACGCGGACUGCUGGACAAUGAGCUGCAGCGCCUGAAAAAUGAGGUGAACGCUGCCGAGAAGCAGAGAAGACAGCUGGAGGACGAGCUGGCGAAAGUCAGAAGUGAAAUGGACGCUCUCCUGCAAAUGAAGAUUCAAGCCGAGAAGGUGUCGCAGUCCAACACAGAAAAGAGCAAACAGCUUCUAGAGACUGAAGCACUGAAAAUGAAACAGCUUGCUGAGGAGGCAGCGAGACUGAGGUCAGUGGCUGAAGAGGCCAAGAAACAAAGGCAGCUGGCCGAGGACGAAGCCGCCCGGCAGAGAGCGGAAGCUGAAAAGAUCCUCAAGGAAAAGCUGGCAGCCAUCAACGAAGCCACGCGUCUGAAGACCGAAGCCGAGGUCGCUCUGAAAGCCAAAGAGGCAGAAAAUGAACGACUCAAAAGACAAGCUGAGGAUGAGGCCUAUCAGAGAAAGCUGCUGGAGGACCAGGCUGCUCAGCAUAAACACGACAUUCAGGAGAAAAUCACGCAGCUUCAGAGCUCCUCGGUUUCUGAGUUGGACCGACAAAAGAAUAUCGUGGAGGAAACGCUGAGGCAAAAGAAGGUGGUUGAGGAGGAAAUUCACAUAAUUAGGAUCAACUUUGAGAGAGCCUCAAAGGAGAAGUCUGAUUUGGAGGUGGAGCUGAAGAAACUGAAAGGCAUCGCGGAUGAAACACAGAAGAGCAAAGCCAAGGCAGAGGAGGAAGCAGAGAAACUGAAAAAGCUCGCUGCUGAGGAGGAGAGAAAGAGAAGGGAAGCUGAGGAGAAGGUGAAGAAGAUUGCUGCAGCAGAGGAAGAGGCCGCCCGGCAACGCAAAGCUGCUCAGGACGAGGUGGAACGACUCAAACAGAAAGCGGCCGAGGCAAAUAAACUGAAAGACAAGGCUGAGAAGGAAUUGGAGAAACAGGUCAUUCUGGCCAAAGAGGCAGCACAGAAGUCGACGGCCGCAGAGCAGAAAGCUCAGGAUGUUCUCAGUAAGAAUAAAGAAGACCUCCUCUCGCAGGAGAAGCUCAGAGACGAGUUUGAAAAUGCUAAGAAACUAGCACAAGCAGCUGAGACGGCCAAAGAAAAAGCAGAGAAAGAAGCUGCGCUGCUCCGUCAGAAGGCAGAGGAAGCUGAGAAACUGAAAAAAGCAGCAGAAGAUGAAGCAGCCAAACAGGCCAAAGCUCAGAAGGACGCAGAGAGACUGAGGAAAGAAGCCGAGGCAGAGGCUGCCAAGCGAGCGGCGGCCGAGGCAGCAGCUCUAAAACAGAAGCAGGAAGCGGACGCAGAGAUGGCCAAGCACAAGAAGGAGGCAGAGCAGGCGCUGAAACAGAAGUCUCAGGUUGAAAAGGAACUUGGAUUAGUUAAACUGCAACUGGAUGAGACGGAUAAACAGAAAGCCCUGAUGGAUGAAGAGCUCCAGCGGGUAAAGGCCCAAGUCAACGAUGCUGUCAAACAAAAAGCACAGGUGGAGAAUGAACUGUCCAAGGUCAAGAUGCAGAUGGACGAGCUCCUGAAACUCAAGGUCAGAAUUGAGGAAGAGAACCUGCGCCUCAUGCAGAAAAACAAAGAUAAUACACAAAAAUUACUUGCAGAGGAGGCUGAGAAAAUGAAGAGCCUGGCAGAGGAAGCCGCUAGACUCAGUGUGGAGGCUGAGGAGACGGCCAGGCAGAGGAAGACUGCAGAGGCCGAGCUGGCAGAACAGAGGGCGCUUGCAGAGAAAAUGCUGAAGGAGAAAAUGCAGGCCAUCCAAGAGGCCACCAAACUGAAGGCUGAGGCAGAGGAGCUCCAGAAGCAGAAGAACCAGGCACAAGAAAAGGCGAAAAAACUGCUGGAGGACAAGCAGGAGAUCCAGCAGCGCCUUGAUAAGGAGACACAGGGUUUCCAGAAGUCACUGGAGGCUGAGAGAAAGAGGCAACUGGAAAUUUCUGCUGAAGCGGAGAAACUGAAACUGAGGGUGAAAGAGCUCAGCAGUGCUCAGGCCAAAGCAGAAGAGGAGGCUACGAGGUUCAAGAAACAGGCUGAUGAAGCCAAAGUUCGCCUUCAAGAGACAGAGAAGCAAACUACAGAAACAGUGGUGCAAAAGCUGGAGACACAGAGGCUGCAGAGCACCAGAGAGGCCGACGACCUGAAGAAAGCCAUCGCUGAGCUGGAGAAAGAGAGAGAAAAACUGAAGAGAGACGCACAGGAGCUUCAGAACAAAUCCAAAGAGACGGCCAGUGCUCAGCAAGAACAAAUGGAGCAGCAGAAGGCCAUGCUACAGCAGACGUUCCUCACAGAGAAGGAACUGCUGCUGAAGAGAGAGAGGGAUGUUGAGGAUGAGAAAAAGAAGCUUCAGAAACAUCUAGAGGAUGAAGUGAAUAAGGCCAAAGCUCUUAAAGACGAACAACAACGUCAGCAAAAGCUGAUGGACGAGGAGAAGAAGAAGCUUCAGGCCAUAAUGGAUGAAGCUGUGAAGAAGCAAAAAGAGGCUGAAGCAGAGAUGAAAAACAAGCAGAAAGAAAUGGAGGCGCUUGAAAAGAAAAGGCUUGAACAAGAAAAACUACUGGCAGACGAGAACAAGAAGCUUAGAGAGAAACUUGAGAGUCUGGAGGUUACUUCCAAACAGGCAGCGUCCAAAACAAAAGAGAUCGAAGUUCAGACUGACAAGGUCCCUGAGGAGCAGUUAGUUUCCAUGACGACGGUAGAAACUACUAAGAAGGUUUUUAAUGGCUCUGUGGAAGCAGUGAAGAAAGAUGGAGCAUCACCUUUAGCAUUUGAAGGAAUAAGAGAGAGCGUUCCUGCUGAACGGCUCCUAGAGAUUGGUGUCCUCACCAAGAAGGACGUUGACAAAUUGAAAAAGGGAAAAGUCUCUGCCCAAGACCUUUCAAAGGCCGAUAAGGUGAAAGCAUGUCUUAAAGGUCAGAGCUCUGUUGGCGGGGUCUUGACUCCCUCCAAAGAGACAAUGAGUGUCUAUAGGGCCAUGGCGGAGAACAAGAUUACGCCCAACACUGCUGCAAUGCUCCUGGAGGCUCAAGCAGCGUCUGGUUACAUCGUGGAUCCAGUGAAAAAUAAACUGCUAACUGUGGACGAGGCUGUGAAAGAGGAGUUAAUUGGCCCUGAGCUCCACACCAGGAUGCUUUCUGCAGAGCGAGCCGCCACUGGCUUCAAAGAUCCCUACACAGGAGCCAAAAUCUCUGUCUUUGAGGCCAUGCAGAAGGGGCUUAUCGAGAAGGAUCUGGCCACCAAGUUCCUUGAUGUGCAGCUUGCAACAGGUGGCAUCAUUGACCCUGUUAACAGCCACAGGCUACCACUGCAGACGGCCUACAAGCAGGGCCAGUUUGACCCAGACAUGAACAAGAAACUCACUGAUCCCAGUAACGACUGCAAGUUAUUCAUUGACCCCAGCACUCAGGAGCAGCUCACUUAUCAGCAGUUACUGGAGAGAUGCACCAAAGAUGCAGAGACCGGUCUGCUCAUAUUACCUGUAACAGAAAAAGCAGCAGUAACUGAAAGAACAUACACAGACCAGGAGACUAAGGAAGUGUUCAGUCAAUCAAACCUUGAUGUGCCCUUUGGAAGGUUCAAAGGGAAAACUGUCACCAUUUGGGAAGUCAUCAAUUCAGAAUAUUUCACUGAGGAGCAAAGGAAGGAACUGAUCCGCCAGUACAAGACAGGCAAGAUCACAGUGGAAAAGAUUAUCAAAAUUGUCAUCACUGUUGUGGAAGACAAGGAGAAGAAUAAUGAAAAUGUCUUCAACGGUUUGAGGGCCCCCGUCUCUGCCAGUGAACUGUUGGAGUCUAAGAUUAUCAACAAAGACUUGUUCAACAAGUUGAGUAAUGGCAAGAUCACAGUUACGGAGAUCUCUGAGAUGGAGCCUGUGAAGCAGGCGCUGCAGGGAACACCCAGCAUUGCUGGACUGCUGAAUGAGCCAACCAAGGAGAAGAUGUCCUUCUAUCAAGCCAUGAAGAAAGAACUCCUGUCACCAGAAGCUGCGGUGAACCUUCUCGAGGCCCAAGCAGCAACUGGGUUUGUAAUUGAUCCGGUCAAAAAUGAGAAGGUGUCUGUUGAUGAUGCUGUCAAGUCGGGUCUCGUGGGUCCAGAGCUCCAUGAACAACUUCUGUCUGCAGAGAGAGCCGUCAGUGGCUAUAAAGACCCAUACACAGGAAAGACAGUGUCUCUGUUCGAAGCCAUGAACAAAGGGCUGAUCAAGAAAACCCAAGGCAUCCGUCUGCUUGAGGCACAGCUCUCAACAGGUGGCAUCAUUGACCCUGUGAAAAGCUAUCGUGUCCCACAAGAGGUUGCCUGUAAGCGAGGAUAUUUUAAUGAGGAAAUGGCCAAGACCCUCAAUAAAAACACAGAGGAAACAAAGGUCUUCUAUGAACCCAACUCACAGGAUGAUGUGACCUAUGCUCAGCUCAUGAAUAAAUCUGUCACAGACAAAGACACCGGACUUCCGUUGCUCCCACUGUCAAAGAAGGCCUCAAAGCAGAAAGAAGACAAACAGAUUACAGAGGCAAAGACAAAGGAGACCCUGAACCAGGCAACCAUGGAGCUGGAGUAUGGACCUUUCAGAGGAAGAAAAGUCACAAUUUGGGAGAUUAUACACUCCGAAUACAUUACAGAGGAGCAAAGAAUAGAGCUUAUUCGCCAGUACCGACUGGGACAGGUGACAAUUGAAAAGUUGAUCAAGAUUGUGAUAACAAUGGUUGAUGAAAGAGAGGAUAAAGCAAAGGAAGAGGUCUGUUUUGAAGGGCUUAGAACACCAGUGCCUGCCAGCUCGUUACUGGAUUCCAACAUCAUUGACAAGGCUACAUUUGACCAGCUCCAACAGGGAAAGAAGACGCCCAAAGAAGUUAGUGAGACCGAAAAGGUCCGCAAGUUUCUGCAGGGCACAGAUCGCAUCGACGGUGUCACAGUGGGAGAUUCAAAUGAAAGGUUAACUAUAUACGAAGCAAUGAAAAAGAAUGUGUUGCAACACACCACUGGACUGGCACUACUGGAGGCCCAAGCUGGAACUGGUUUCAUAACUGACCCGGUCAAAAAUCUGAAAUACUCGGUGGAUGAUGCUGUGAAGGUUGCAGUUGUUGGACCAGAGCUUCACGAGAAACUUCUGUCGGCUGAGAAAGCAGUGACUGGAUACAAAGAUCCAUACACAGGAAACAAGAUUUCCCUCUUCCAGGCCAUGACGAAGGAGCUCGUACUGCGGGAGCAUGCACUUCCUCUGCUGGAGGCUCAGUUUGCUACAGGAGGAAUUAUUGAUCCAGUCAGCAGCCAUCGUGUUCCCAAUGACGUGGCUAUUCAGCGGGGCUACUUAAGUAAGCAAAUGGUAAAGUCCUUCAAUGAACCUUCAGGUGACGUUAAAGGUUUUACCAAUCCCAACACCAGCCAAAGUCUAACUUACAAGCAGUUGCUGGAAAAAUGUGUACGAGAUCCCAUCUCUGGUCUGUGCUACCUGCCAGUGUCAAAGGGUGAAGCUCCUGCUCCAGUUAAGAAAUCAUACCAGUACACAGAGGAGCAGACCCAGAACGAUUUAGCCAACACUCAGAUUGAGAUUCCUCACAAGAGUUUUGCAGGAAAAAGUAUGACUAUGUGGGAAGUCAUGAACUCCAAUAUGCUUCCAGAAGAGGAGAGGCGCCGCCUAAUGGAACAGUAUCGCUUGGGGCAAAUCACAAAGGACAGAAUGCUAAUCAUCAUCAUUGAGAUCAUUGAACACAGGGAAAGCCUGAAGGCGGAGCAGAGCAUGUCAUGUGAUAUCAUCAGAAGAAGAGUUACUAUAGAGGAGCUUUACAGCGCUCGAAUUAUUGACUUGCAAACAUACAACCUUCUGAAACAGGAGAAGCUGAGCGUUCGUGAGGUUAUGGAGAUGGCCUCAGUGAAGCAGUAUCUCUUUGGCACUGGCUGCAUUGCUGGUAUUAUGUCAGACAGUCCUCCAAAAAUCAGCAUUUACCAGGCUAUGAAGAGCGGACAGAUUAAACCUGAGAUAGCUUUGAAUCUUCUAGAGGCUCAAGCAGCAACAGGUUUCAUGAUCGAUCCAGUCAAAGACGAGCUUCUAACCGUGGAUGAGGCUGUGCGCAAAGGACUGGUGGGCCCUGAACUCCAUGACAAACUCCUCUCUGCUGAGAGAGCCGUGACGGGCUACAAAGACCCAUACAGUGGAAAAGUCAUCUCUCUCUUCCAGGCAAUGAAAAAAGGCCUUGUUCCUGAGGAUUAUGCCCUGAGGCUUCUGGAGGCCCAGAAUGCAACUGGUGGAUUGAUGGAUCCUGAAUACUGCUUCCACCUGCCCACAGACGUCGCCAUGCAGCGUGGAUACAUCAAUAAAGAGACACUUGACAGAAUAUCUGAACCUACUGCGGAUGUGCGAGGUUACACUGAUCCGACAACGGAUGACAAACAGUCGUACGCCCAACUUCUGAAGAGAAGUCGCGUUGACAAAGACAGCGGUUUGCGUCUACUUUCACUGGCAGAUAGAAGACUGCUCUUCAAGGGUCUCAGAAAGCAAAUUACUGUGGAGGAGCUGCUCAUUUCCCAGAUUAUCGACCAGAAGACAUACAAUGAGCUCAAUGAUGGCACCCUAACAGUUGAGGAGGUCAGCAGAGGGCUGAAGAAGUACCUUGAAGGCGUCAGCUGUAUUGCUGGUGUGUUUGUAGAAUCUACCAAAGAGCGUCUGUCUAUUUACCAAGCCAUGAAGAAGAACAUGAUCAGACCAGGAACUGCCUUUGAGCUCCUUGAGGCUCAGGCUGCCACAGGCUAUGUGAUUGACCCCAUCAAGAACCUGAAGCUAAAUGUCACCGAAGCAGUUAAAAUGGGUGUUGUCGGCCCAGAGUUUAAAGACAAACUCCUCUCAGCUGAACGGGCCGUCACAGGCUACAAGGACCCCUAUACUGGCAAGGUCAUCUCACUGUUCCAGGCCAUGAAGAAGAGCCUAAUUCUGAAAGACCACGGAAUUCGUUUGCUAGAGGCUCAGAUCGCUACUGGUGGAAUCAUUGAUCCACAGGAGAGCCACCGCUUGCCAGUUGAAACGGCGUACGAGCGAGGUCUCUUUGACGAGGAGAUGAACCAAAUCCUCACUGACCCCUCUGAUGACACAAAGGGCUUUUUUGACCCCAACACUGAGGAGAAUCUCACUUACCUGCAGCUGAUGGAGAGGUGUAUGAAAGAUCCAGAAACGGACCUGGCUCUUCUGAUGCUUAAAGAAAAGAAGCGUGAGAGGAAGACAUCAUCCAAGUCCUCUGUUCGCAAGCGCAGGGUUGUCAUUGUUGAUCCUGAGUCAGGGAAAGAGAUGUCAGUUUAUGAAGCCUAUCAGAAGGGCCUGAUCGACCACCAAACAUACCUGGAACUGGCAGAGCAGGAGUGUGAAUGGGAGGAAAUUACAAUCACAUCGUCUGAUGGAGUCGUGAAAUCCAUGAUCAUUGACCGACGGUCCGGUCGACAGUAUGACAUCGAUGAUGCGAUCUCACGCGGUCUGAUUGACAAAUCGGCACUGGAUCAGUACAGAGCAGGAACUCUGUCCAUCACAGAGUUUGCAGACAUGCUGUCAGGAAACAUGAGCGGUGUCAGAUCCCGUUCGUCGUCAUUCGGCUCCUCCUCUUCCUACCCCAUGAGCCCCAUACCUUCUAUAAAGACACCAGCAACCACAUGGAGCGACCCAACAGAGGAAAGUGGUCCUGUGGCUGGAAUCUUAGACACAGACACCCUGGAGAAGGUCUCCGUUACGGAGGCCAUUCACAGAAACCUUGUGGACAACAUAACGGGCCAAAGACUGCUGGAAGCUCAGGCCUGCACUGGAGGGAUCAUUGACCCAAACACUGGAGAGAAGUUCUCUGUUGCAGAUGCAAUGAACAAAGGGCUUGUGGAUAAGAUCAUGGUGGACCGCAUCACUCUAGCACAGAAGGCCUAUAAUGGAUUUGAAGAUCCUAGAACAAAAAGCAAAAUGUCAGCAGCCCAAGCCCUGAAGAAAGGCUGGCUGUACUACGAGGCGGGGCAGCGCUUCCUGGAGGUCCAGUAUCUCACUGGUGGACUGAUUGAACCGGACACCACAGGCAGGGUCUCUAUAGAUGAGGCGGUAAAGAAGGGCUCCCUGGACGCACGCACUGCACAGAAGCUAAGAGACGUUAGUGCUUACUCCAAAUACCUCACAUGCCCCAAAACCAAGCUGAAAAUCUCCUACAAGGAUGCUCUAGAGAGAAGCAUGACAGAAGAGGGGACCGGGCUACGACUACUUGAAGCAUCAUCUCAGUCUAGCAAAGGUCUCUACAGCCCAUAUAGCAUCAGUGGGUCGGGCUCUGCUACUGGGUCACGUUCUGGCUCAAGAACUGGAUCCAGGUCAGGCUCCAGAAGAGGCAGCUUUGAUGCCACCGGAUCCAGCUUUACAACCACGUUCUCCUCCUCUUCCUAUAGCUCACCAAGCUACAGCCGCCGAUACUGAUGAGACAGGACAGGAUUAAAGCAGUGUUCACCAGAUGCCUAAUCCUCAGUGGGAUAAAGACUACCUUUAUUCUGCUCUGCAUGUGGUCGUUACCAGACUUGUAAUAUUUAAUUUUAUACAAACAUCAACUUGUACAAGUUAAAAUCAUUUUGUUUUGUAUAUUUUCCUUUUAGUUAUGUUCAUGCCAUGUUAUUAAACCUAAUUACCACAUAUACCACACAAGCAGCUUCUAUAAGAGCUGCUUUUUAUUUCAACUACGAUUGUGCAAGUUAUUUUUAUUUUUUAAAUUAAGCAUUUAUUGUUCCACAAACAUUAAUCUCCAAUGUUAUGUUACGCUAUAGUAAUAAUCUAACCUGAUGACCAAGACUGCUUCUCAAACAGGGUGAAAACACGUUCUUUGUAUAUUUCUGGACACCAAACCUCUGCAGAGCAGAAUAAGGAGCAAUGACACCAAGUGUGCUCGCCCAGCUUCAAGACCUUUUCUCUCCUGGGCUACACUGCCGAAUAGUCUCUGCCAAAACCUCGAUCCUGACAUGUCUGUUAUGAAACCUGGAGCAAAAGCAAUAUAUAAAUAAACCACAAUGAGCAGGAGUCCAUAAUCUGAGGGACUACGAAGCUGAAUACAACAACUAAUUUGACAGAUCUGGACUUUCACAAUCCAACACAUCAUGUCACUGUCUGCUCAGACACGUCUCAAAGAUCCCGUCUCCAGCUCCUUGCUCCCGUCUUCCACUUAGUUCGGACUGUGACUGACCUUCCGUUAUGCAAGAGUCCACAGAAUCACCUGCUCCCACGACAUUACUGCAGAUUUUCUAAUGGACCAUUUUGCGACCUGCAACUAAUCUUCAUCUUAUGUACCAAGGCCUAAACCCUGCUGUGUAAGUGCCUGCAAAAUACUGGAACACUUUAGUAGAGUGUAGAGUGUUAAGGUGGUGCAGUGGUUACACUGCAAAGUGACUGAUGCAUGACUGGAAAGAGCAGCGCUACCCUAAUGGUGUUACUGUGUUAUACAGUCCAACAUUCUGUCAAUCAGUCAAAUAAUAGUUCAUUUUUUCCUCACAGGGCUAAAUGUAUGGUCUGAAUGUUUAACUGCUUCGAUUUACGUCUUAUGGCAGACAGAUAUUGUAAUGUAUGUACUGUAUAUUGAGAAUUACCCAGAGCACUACUGCUAAAAGCCAUCAAGUAACACUUUUGAGAAAGAUCUUUAUGGGUUGCCACCAGAUCCAGUAUUUGUUUUGACUGCAGUUCUUCUUUGUAAAGCACACUAUAGCCUUUUAUUUUCAUACUUUAUAUUUCUGCUUUGCAUGAUUUUGACAUUUAAAAAAACAAUGGUGCAAAUUAACACUUAUAUCCAUUAAAACACUUGUUUUCUUUCAAAUGGUGUGAAGGAUGUAUUUUAAUGAGGGUAAUCAAGCCUUGUUUAAAAUGGUGUAUUUAUAAUAAAACGGUGACAAGGACUUUUAUUGUAACAACCUACACUAUGUAAAUAAACAUGGAAAUUAUA
Messenger RNA from Betta splendens (Siamese fighting fish), 15953 nucleotides. RefSeq names its product plectin a (gene pleca). Gene Ontology annotation, cellular component: cytoskeleton; hemidesmosome; sarcolemma. NCBI's taxonomy places the organism in Eukaryota, Metazoa, Chordata, Actinopteri, Anabantiformes, Osphronemidae. The transcript is spliced from 39 exons. The coding region runs from base 281 to 14449 and encodes 4722 amino acids. Gene Ontology annotation, biological process: intermediate filament cytoskeleton organization; wound healing; hemidesmosome assembly. The record is from RefSeq and is a predicted model, not a curated record. Gene Ontology annotation, molecular function: structural constituent of muscle; cadherin binding; structural constituent of cytoskeleton.